Messenger RNA from Anopheles stephensi (Asian malaria mosquito), 4379 nucleotides. RefSeq names its product cytochrome P450 302a1, mitochondrial (gene dib). NCBI's taxonomy places the organism in Eukaryota, Metazoa, Arthropoda, Insecta, Diptera, Culicidae. The record is from RefSeq and is a predicted model, not a curated record. The transcript has 8 exons. The coding region runs from base 2748 to 4316 and encodes 522 amino acids. Gene Ontology annotation, molecular function: heme binding; oxidoreductase activity, acting on paired donors, with incorporation or reduction of molecular oxygen; iron ion binding.
GCCAUCGGAAAGCACAAAUGGUGCUCUUGAUGAGGAUGCUACUUUCCUGUUCCGGUUGGCUCCUUCUAGGGGCGCUUUUAGUCGUUGCUUCGGCCACGGCUGAUACUACACCACCCGUAGAAUCGUCUCCAGUGGAGCAGCUGGCAAUCGUUAACUAUGGCAACGCGGCCGCUCCUGUCACAGUGACGACGACACGCAUCGAGAAUGCUGCCGGUGAUAAGCUGGACUUUAAUGGUGAUCAUUUCUUCGGGGCUGAUAAGGAGCAGCACGAUUACAACCGGCAGGCCCACCUGAAGCUGGAGUACGUACGCAAUCAAGAUCCUCAGUUGAGACGGUUCUUGGGAAAAUCAAUCGUGAAACGUCAGGCAGACUUUUCCGUACCCGCCAGCAGUGUAUCCACCAACGCACUAUGAACCUCCAACAACGACGACGACUACCACCACCACAACUCCGGCUCCGACGACGACGACUACCACCACCACAACUCCGGCUCCGACAACGACUACAACUACUACUACCACAACUACUACCGAGCCUCCACCGCCACCACCACCAACACCGGGAGUUCCUCAUGAAGUUUACGGAGUGCCACCAGAAGAACCUCAGCCUGUUGUCCUACCCUGCACCGAUUGCGUCUUUUCGCAACUUCCGCCCCUUCCGGAUGUGAUGAAUCCACCAGCGCCAGUUCCGCUACCAACGCCCGUUGAUCCCCGGUCGACUUGUACUAAUGGGCAAGUGCCGGAGGUAGAAGUAGUACCACUUGAACCUCCGCCAGGUUCACUGUACAACAUAAACGAACUGGUUGGAGUGUGGCUUGAUGGACCACCGGAUGCUCCGGAACCAACGGACGGCGGUUCGGAAGAUGCUACUAACGGUUCCUCCUUCGGUUGUAGUGAUUGCAACUUCGAAACACUACCAGCCUUACCUGAGCUUGUGUAUCCUUCCGUGCCAAGUGCCACAACUCCCCCUCCACUAUCUCCAAUCGUUCCGGAAGAACCCGCCCCGGUACCGCCAUCCGAUUGCCUUCCUGCCGAACAUCGCGUACGCCUAGAGAAAGAAAAGGACGCCUUCACAGAGCAGGUCGAUCUAAGAUUCUCGAAAUCCGCCCGCAAUCCGCAACAGUCCCGCGUGCUUUCCACCCACUCGCAGGUUAUUCUCGUCCAAUCAAUGCCACCCUAUCCGGUGCUUAAAUCGAAAGCUGGCCGUACUCCACCAAAGCCCGUCAGUCGGGGAUCGUUCAAGUUUCAGCAUAGCCGCAAGGAAUCGAACUACGGUGUGAAACGUUUCCAGGCAGGAUCAGGUUUGGCGUCCGAAUGGUGAUGAUACGGUGGUAGUGCCAUCGUCCGCCGAGCAGCAAGGUGAAGUGGCCCAGAUUGUGCUCUGCACCGUCGACUGUCACGCGCUGGAGGAGAAGGUGCAAGCCACCGGAAACGCCCGCCAUGACCAUACCGAGCGAUGGGCGAUUGUGGUAGAAGUGCUGUGGGAUUGGUAGAACUCAAUAAAGGUAUUUGAAAAUUGUGGACUACACUUAUUUAAAAAAAAAAAGCUGUAGCGUAUAUUCAUGUUAACACUAAUUGGGCGUUGCAAACAAAUCAGCGUGCAAAAUUGUAUAUUAGCUCAGAACAUACCAAGGCAUUAAACUUGCAGUUGAGUGGCGCAGGAAGUUACGACACCUUCAACAGUCUCUUGUGCAUUUUUAAAACACAUUAAAUUUUUCGCGAAUCAUAAUUCCAUUUUUUUUAAUAUUGCAGUACUUCAGUUAAUAGCUAGAAAUAUUGUCUUCGUGGUUUGGUGUUCGAGUGUUACGAGGAGCAUUAAUCAUUUUGUGUGUUGGGGCGGUCUGGUGGUCGAUUCGAUAGCGACACCAGUCUUGACACUUGGCAGGUCCAGAGAUCGAAUCCCAUCUGGAUUGUUCCCUCGGUAGUGUGUGAGGACUGGACUAUUCAACUACCCUGGUAUCACUAUCACUCAGCCUAGUAAGCAAUUAGAAUGGCCAGCAUAUGACCAAGCAGAUAGUGUAAGCAGGACGUGUAUUGGAUGAGAUUUUUCCCAAUUUCAUCUUGUGCACACAACCGUGUGUUUGCACUGAAAUAGCUCAACAGCUAUAUUCAUUUGUGGACAAUCAAUCAACGUUUCUUCGCUAAUCAUAUGACAAACUCGCGGAUGCAACCACCAUCCAGCCGUCUGAUCGCGUACGCACUCUCUCUCUCAAUGCGUUUUGGUUCGCGAUCGCCUUUCUCUCUCGCUCUCUCUCGCUCUUCCCUUAAAGCACAGAUUUUCGACUCAUAUGUUUUUAGUCAAGGUCAACCAAAUGCUUGUUAUGCAUUCCUAUCGGCUAUGUACCGCUAGCCAAUACGCUAAGUUGGUGUAAGUGGUGUGCGUGACGGUUCCAAAUAAAACGCGUACCAAUUUACAUUAAGAUUAAAUUGAGAUAACAGCCAAACGCUGGUUAGCAUAAUUUCACAACCCUUAAAAGUCAUACUUUACGAUCUCCAAUAACUUUAUUGUUGAUCGGGACGCAUCGAUCGGAUGUUAAAGCCGGCGGACAGUUUUGGAGUUUUAUUGGUGUGCGUGAAGCAACAAACCGAUCACCCUCUCGCGAUCAUAAGCUGUUCAAUGUAACCGGCUUCACUGUUGUCAGAUCUUGCGUGAACGACAGACCUGUGAUCGGGAGCUCUAGCAACACUUAAAAUGUGUUUUUAAACCACUAAAUCUUACCAAUUGUUUAGUGACGUUGUGAAUUAGUAAUGAAUUUCCCUAGGCAAGUUACCAUCCGGCUUCGUGGCUUUUCCUCUAGAAGCAAUGAAACUGCGAAAGGAACGACUAAGACGUUUCAACAGAUCCCCGGACCGAGGGGCCCUUUCGGCGUGGGAAAUCUUUAUCAGUACAUCCCGGGAAUAGGACGAUACAGCUUCGAUGAGCUGCACCAGUCCGGUGAGGACAAAUAUCGACAGUAUGGUCCGAUCGUACGAGAAACCAUGGUUCCCGGGCAGGAUAUUGUGUGGCUUUACGAUCCGGACGAUAUAGCUACGGUGCUGGACGAUCGUACACCGGGCUUGUACCCGUCCCGGCGAAGCCAUACCGCGCUGGAAAAAUAUCGCAAAGAUCGUCCCAAUGUGUACCGUACGGCUGGACUGUUGCCUACAAAUGGUUUGGAAUGGUGGAAAAUACGAUCCGAGCUUCAGAAAGGCCUUAGCUCUCCACAGAACGUGCGAAACUUUCUGCCCUCUACCGAUAAAAUUACGAAAGAGUUCAUCGCUCGUCUGAAAUCACAGUUGGAUGCGGAACAGCAAGGCACGGGCCGAAAGGAUUUCCUGAUCGAAGACGCGAUGCCGCUGAUUUCGCGACUCAAUUUAGAAUUAAUCUGCUUGCUGGCCUUCGACGUUCGCUUGGACAGCUUUUCCGAGGAGCAAAUGUUGCCCAACUCCGUAUCCUCACGGUUGAUGGAUUCAGCGGAAACGACCAACUCCUGCAUAUUGCCCACCGAUCAGGGCUUUCAGCUGUGGCGUUACUUUGAAACGCCGGCCUAUAGACGAUUGCGCAAAGCACAGGAAUUUAUGGAAAAGACCGCCGUUGAGCUUGUGUCUCAGAAGUUGCUGUACUUUAACGAGGACCAGCAAAGGUUGGCAAGUGGCGAGCAUUCGAAGUCCCUUAUGGAGGAAUAUCUUCGCAAUCCUAAUCUGGAGCUGAACGAUAUUAUCGGUAUGGCUUCGGAUCUGCUGCUGGCUGGCGUGCAUACGACCAGCUAUACAACUGCCUUUGCAUUGUACCAUCUGGCGUUGAACGGAAAUGCCGCCCAGGACCGGUUAUACCAGGAGGCGAAGAAGAUUCUGCCCGAUCCACGGGAAAAUCGUAUCGGGGCGGCCGUGUUGGGAUCGGAAGCUUCAUACUGCCGUGCGGUUCUGAAGGAAACGCUACGCCUCAAUCCCAUCUCGAUCGGCGUAGGAAGGAUCCUCAAUCGGGAUCUCGUGUUGGGUGGCUAUCCGGUACCGCGUGGCACGGUCGUUGUUACGCAGAACAUGAUCUCUUGUCGACAGGAGAAGUAUUUCCGCGAUCCGCUUCAGUUCGUUCCCGAGCGGUGGAUGCGAGAAACCAAGGAACCCGUGCAUCCUCAUUUGGUGCUGCCAUUUGGACACGGCAUGCGAUCUUGCAUCGCACGUCGUCUGGCCGAGCAGAGCAUGCUGGUGCUGCUAUUGAGGCUGGUGCGCUCUUUCGAAAUCGAGUGGGCCGGAACCAUUCCGAUGGAUGUGAAAACGAAGCUUAUCAAUCAGCCCGAUCAACCGAUUCGAAUACGAUUGAAGCCAAGACCAUCGUGAAGGAGAAUCGUUACAAGAACAUUCUACUAUGUGCAAAUACAUUAUCACACUUAAGCCAUCAGG